AAACACAACCGUCCAAAUCAAAACCACCACCACCGCAAAAACACCAUGAUGCUCGGCGAACCUCACCGCCCAAAUCCGACCAUCCACGUCCCCCCGUGGCUCAACCUCGACGAUCCGACGGCCGAGAUCUACUCCUCCCCUUACCCGCUCAGCGGCGUCUCCGUCACCUCUGACGUCACCAGUCCCAACAGCCCCUACCAUCUCAACGAGGCGCUCGCCACUCUCCGCCGCUACCUCCCUUCCAACGAAGUGUCGGAUCCCGACCCGGACCCGUACCCGGACUCGGAGUUUGAUCUGGACAACGACUCUCCUGUGGACGCCUACUCUUGUGACCAUUUCCGAAUGUUCGAGUUCAAGGUGCGGCGGUGUGCUCGUGGCAGGUCACAUGACUGGACCGACUGUCCUUUUGCUCAUCCCGGCGAGAAGGCCCGGCGCCGUGACCCGAGGAAGUUCCAUUACUCGGGUACGGCCUGCCCCGAUUUCCGAAAGGGUCAUUGCAAGAAAGGAGAUUCCUGCGAGUUUGCUCAUGGAGUUUUCGAGUGCUGGCUGCACCCGGCGAGGUACCGGACUCAGCCGUGUAAAGACGGAACUAGCUGCAAGAGGAGAGUGUGCUUCUUUGCGCACACUCCGGAGCAGCUGAGGGUGUUACCGCAGCAGAGUCCUCGCGGAUCAAACUCGGUUACCUCUUCGAUGGAGUCGUAUGAUGGGUCGCCGAUGAGGCAGGCGAUGGAGCUGGCGAAAGGGAUGCCGUUUUUGUCUGCUAGUCCGGAGAUUUCGCCGGAAAACUCACCGCCGAUGUCUCCGAUGACUCGGUCGGUGAGCCGGUCGCUGGGUUCGAGCUCCGUGAGUGAAAUGGUGGCGUCGCUGAGGAACCUGCAGCUGGGGAAGGUGAAGUCUCUGCCCACUUCAUGGAAUGUUCAAGUCGGGUCCGUUGGAUCAGUCGGGUCGCCCGGGUUUGUUUCUCCACGCGGGUCGAUGCUCCGACCCGGGUUCUGUAGCCUGCCAUCUACUCCGACCCGGAUUCCGACCCGCUCCACCGUUGGGGGGUUUCUGGAUUUCUGUGAUGAGGGUUGCGAGGAGGAGGUUCCGAUGGAGAGGGUAGAGUCCGGGAGGGACUUGAGGGCCAAGAUGUUUGAGAGGUUGAGGGAGGAGAAUUCUCUGGGGCGGGUCGACCCGACUCUGGCUUUGGGUGGUUCUUCAGGUGCUCCGGAUGUUGGAUGGGUUUCUGAGCUGGUGAACUGUGAAUGAGCCAACUGGCUGCUGCUUACUGCUUAAGUGUGUCUUAAUCAGAGAGCUGGAAUUUGAUUUCUGAAGCAAAGUCGAGCUGAAGAUAUCAAGAUU
Fragaria vesca subsp. vesca is the source of this 1341-nucleotide messenger RNA. RefSeq names its product zinc finger CCCH domain-containing protein 49-like. The coding region runs from base 46 to 1248 and encodes 400 amino acids. Lineage: Eukaryota; Viridiplantae; Streptophyta; Magnoliopsida; Rosales; Rosaceae. The record is from RefSeq and is a predicted model, not a curated record. The transcript has 2 exons. Gene Ontology annotation, molecular function: metal ion binding.